Penicillium cataractarum is the source of this 1503-nucleotide messenger RNA. RefSeq names its product dolichyl-diphosphooligosaccharide--protein glycotransferase subunit OST1. NCBI's taxonomy places the organism in Eukaryota, Fungi, Ascomycota, Eurotiomycetes, Eurotiales, Aspergillaceae. The record is from RefSeq and is a predicted model, not a curated record. Bases 1 to 1503 code for a protein of 500 amino acids. Gene Ontology annotation, cellular component: membrane; oligosaccharyltransferase complex. The transcript is spliced from 3 exons.
AUGAGGUUUUUCACCGCCACAGUGCUUGGGUUGCUUGCACCCAGCCUGGCUGCCGCAACCAACCUGACCGUCCCGUCUCGACUUGCUCUCCCAUCCGACUUCAAGCCUGCGCAGGUCUUCAAGAACACAAAUCUGGUUCGCAAUACCAAUUUGGAGAAAUCAUACGUCCGGGAGACUGUCAAUGUUGUCGUGGAGAAUGUCGACGACCAGCCACAGAGCGACUACUACAUUCCUUUCCCUUCGGAUGUAUUUGAGCACGUUGGAGGAUUCGAAGUGCGUGACAAGAAGGCCACUGGGAAGGGGCGUUUUGAGGUAGACGUUACCGAGGCUGUUUCAUCCAGCGGUAACCAGUACUUCGUCGUCCAUUUCCCCGAGCCUCUGGCCCCGAAAUCUCAGAUUACUCUUGGAAUCUCCUACUCUGUCCUGUCCUCCCUGAGCCCGCUCCCGGCAACCAUUGGACAAAACGACAAGCAGUACCUCACCCACAGCUUCUCCGCCUAUAUCAACUCCGCCUAUCAGACCGUCACUCAGAAGACUAAGCUGAAGUUCCCCAGCGCCGAUGUCCCCGACUAUACCACCACCGAGGGCCUCAAGUCUGGCGCCGACCCGGAGCGCAAGGGUGCCACGUAUACCUACGGACCCUACGACACGGCCAAGGUCGCCCCCGGUACUGAAUACCCCGUUACCGUGCGCUACCAGUUCACCAACCCGGUGAUCACCGCAAGCCUUCUGGAGCGUGAUCUGGAAGUGUCGCACUGGGGUGGAAACCUGGCCACCGAAGACCGGUAUUGGCUGCGCAACAAUGCUUCGCGGCUGACUACCCAGUUCUCGCGCGUUGAGUGGACCUUCUCCUCCUACCAGAAGACCCCGACCUCCGCCGUGCGUGAGCUCACCUACCCUCUGCUGCCCGGCUCGGUCGAUGCGUACUUCAUCGAUGACAUUGGCAAUGUCUCCACCAGCCGCUAUCGCCCCGGUACUGCCAAGACUGGCGCCAAUCUGGAGUUGAAGCCCCGUUACCCGAUCUUUGGUGGUUGGAACUACAGCUUCAAGGUGGGCUGGAACAACGAUCUGUCUGCUUUCCUCCGCAAGGCUACCGGCUCCGACUCGUACGUUCUCAAGGUGCCUUUCAUCCAGGGCCCCAAGAUGGCAGAGGGUGUUCAGUAUGAGCGCGUGAUUGUGCGUGUCGUUCUUCCCGAAGGCGCACACAAUGUGCGCUACGAGCUCAUCGAGGGCGCUGCCAGCAACGGUCUGCCUGGUGCGAACCAGAUUCACGCAAGCCUGUCCUCGCUCAAGACUUACAUGGAUACCCUCGGCCGGACUACUUUGACCCUGGAGGUUGACAGUCUGACCGACGAGGCGCGCGACGCUCAACUAGUGGUGACCUAUGACCACACCCUCGUUGAUGCUCUGCGCAAGCCACUUACCAUCUUCGCCGGUCUUUUGACCGUCUUUGUUGGUAUCUGGUUCAUUGGCAACCUCGAUGUCAGCAUCAAGAAGCGGUAA